Messenger RNA from Notechis scutatus (mainland tiger snake), 3240 nucleotides. RefSeq names its product tolloid like 1 (gene TLL1). Gene Ontology annotation, biological process: proteolysis. Lineage: Eukaryota; Metazoa; Chordata; Lepidosauria; Squamata; Elapidae. Gene Ontology annotation, molecular function: calcium ion binding; metalloendopeptidase activity; zinc ion binding. The record is from RefSeq and is a predicted model, not a curated record.
AGGAGCCUUGACCAUGUUUUGCUGGAGGAUGGCUCUGUGGCUGGCUGGGGUGACCCUCUGGAACAAACUCUGCCGCUCCCGUUGCUCCGGCUUGGAUUUCGACUACGUUUACGAUUUCAGCCCCCCGGAGGAUCAGGCUGAAGCCAUAGAUUACAAAGAUCCUUGCAAAGCCGCUGUCUUUUGGGGAGACAUUGCCUUAGAUGUUGAAGACUUAAAAAUCUUUCAGAUUGAUAGGACAAUUGAUCUUACACAAAAUUCAGAGGGAAAAAAUGGACAUAAUACUGGUGGCUUUGAAGAACGUGGGGUGUCAAAGAAAAGCAAUGUUCUCUAUCAGCUUAUAGACAGGAUAAGACGAAUUGAGUCAGAUUUUGAACAAAAUAAUAAAACAAAAGCAAGACCAACUUUAACAUUCUCAGGGAACAAUGAGAGAAAACGAUUUUCCCGGGCAGCUACAUCGCGCACAGAAAGAAUAUGGCCAGGAGGUGUUAUUCCAUAUGUCAUAGCAGGAAAUUUCACUGGCAGCCAACGAGCCAUGUUCAAGCAAGCAAUGCGACACUGGGAAAAAUAUACCUGCGUUACAUUCAUUGAACGAAGUGAUGAAGAAAGUUACAUAGUGUUUACAUACCGGCCUUGUGGGUGCUGCUCCUAUGUGGGCCGAAGAGGCAAUGGUCCUCAAGCAAUCUCUAUUGGCAAGAAUUGUGAUAAGUUUGGAAUUGUUGUUCAUGAAUUGGGACAUGUAAUAGGAUUUUGGCAUGAGCACACAAGACCAGACAGAGAUGAUCAUGUUGCCAUCAUCAGAGAGAACAUUCAACCAGGUCAGGAGUACAACUUUUUGAAGAUGGAGCCUGGAGAAGUGAAUUCUCUGGGAGAACCGUAUGAUUUUGAUAGCAUUAUGCACUAUGCCAGGAACACCUUCUCAAGGGGUAUGUUUCUGGAUACCAUACUUCCUUCCCGUGAUGAUAAUGGGAUCCGACCGGCCAUUGGUCAGCGCACACGAUUAAGUAAAGGAGAUAUUGCACAAGCCAGAAAACUGUACAGAUGUCCAGCAUGCGGUGAAACUCUGCAAGAAUCUACAAGCAACUUUUCAUCUCCAGGGUUCCCAAAUGGUUAUCCUUCAUACACACAUUGCAUAUGGAGAAUUUCAGUGACUCCUGGAGAGAAGAUUGUUCUAAACUUUACAACAAUGGACCUCUAUAAGAGCAGCCUGUGCUGGUAUGACUACAUUGAAGUAAGAGAUGGCUACUGGAGGAAAUCUCCUCUGCUUGGCAGAUUCUGCGGAGAUAAACUCUCAAACAUCCUCACAUCUAGUGAUAGUAGAAUGUGGAUUGAGUUCCGUAGCAGCAGCAACUGGGUAGGAAAAGGAUUUGCAGCCAUUUAUGAAGCAAUUUGUGGAGGUGAGAUACAUAAAAAUGAAGGCCAGAUCCAGUCGCCCAAUUAUCCCGAUGACUAUAGACCAAUGAAAGAAUGUGUGUGGAAAAUAACAGUGUCUGAGAACUACAAUGUCGGAUUAACCUUUCAGGCAUUUGAGAUUGAGAGACAUGAUAAUUGUGCCUAUGAUUAUUUAGAAGUCCGAGAUGGAUUGAGUGAAAGUAGCCCUUUGAUUGGCCAUUUUUGCGGCUAUGAUAAACCCGAAGAUAUAAGAUCUACCUCAAAUACCCUGUGGAUGAAGUUUGUUUCUGAUGGGACAGUCAAUAAAGCAGGAUUUGCUGCUAAUUUUUUUAAAGAGGAAGAUGAAUGUGCCAAAUUGGACAAUGGUGGAUGUGAACAACGAUGUGUGAAUACGCUGGGCAGUUAUCAAUGUGCUUGUGAUCCAGGUUAUGAGCUUGGGCCUGAUAAGAAGAGUUGUGAAGCUGCCUGUGGGGGUCUUUUGACAAAGCUGAAUGGGACUCUAACAUCACCAGGAUGGCCCAAAGAAUACCCCCCUAAUAAAAACUGCGUGUGGCAACUUGUUGCUCCCACCCAGUACAGAAUCUCAGUGAAGUUUGAGUUCUUUGAACUGGAAGGGAGUGAAGUGUGCAAAUACGAUUAUGUGGAAAUUCGUAGUGGCCUUUCUACUGAUUCUAAACCACAUGGUAAAUUUUGUGGUACAGAAGUGCCUGAAGUUAUCACAUCCCAGUAUAACAACAUGAGAAUUGAGUUCAAAUCCGAUAACACGGUUUCAAAAAAAGGUUUCAAAGCUCACUUCUUCUCAGAUAAAGAUGAAUGUUCAAAGGACAAUGGUGGCUGCCAGCAUGAAUGCAUUAACACUUUUGGAAGCUAUGUUUGCCAAUGUCGGAAUGGAUUUGUGCUUCAUGAAAACAAACAUGACUGCAAGGAAGCUGAAUGUGAACAGAAAAUCCACAGCCCAAAUGGAAUUAUCACGAGCCCCAACUGGCCAGACAAAUACCCAAGCAGAAAGGAAUGCAGCUGGGAAAUAAGUGCCACACCUGGUCACAGGGUCAAAAUAGUAUUUAUUGAGUUUGAAAUUGAACAACAUCAGGAAUGUGCCUAUGACCAUCUGGAGGUGUUUGAUGGAGAAAACGAAAAAUCGCCAAUUCUGGGGCGUUUAUGUGGAAAUAAGAUACCAGAUCCUCUUAUUGCCACAGGAAAUAAAAUGUUUCUUCGGUUUGUCUCUGAUGCAUCAGUUCAAAGAAAAGGCUUCCAAGCAACCCAUUCAACAGAAUGUGGUGGUCGCCUGAAAGUUGAAAGCAAAAUGAGAGACCUUUACUCUCAUGCUCAGUUUGGAGAUAAUAAUUACCCAGUUCAAGCAGAUUGCGAGUGGUUGCUGGUGUCAGACCAUGGCUAUCGAAUAGAGUUAUUUUUUCAGACAUUUGAAGUGGAAGAAGAGGCAGACUGUGGCUAUGACUACUUAGAAGUCUUCGAUGGUCACGAUACAUCUGCUCUGAGGAUUGGCCGGUUUUGUGGAUCAGGGCCCCCGGAAGAAAUUUAUUCAGCUGGCGAUUCUGUUUUACUCCAUUUUCAUACAGAUGAUACAAUUAACAAAAAAGGCUUUCAUAUACGAUACAAAAGUAUAAAAUAUCAAGAUAAUGUUCACACUCAGAAAUAACACAAGACACCCCUUAAGUCACAAAAUGAAGCAGAGAAUGACUGUUUGAAUGGGUGGAGGGAUUCUUUUUUUAAAUAAAAAAAUACUGACAAUAUUAGUAAAAAGCAAAGUUUUUUUUUUUAGCCUAUUAUUUCAAACAAGAAAAAUGGAAACAUCUCACUUUUAGAUAAACUCCUCUAUGCAGAGGAACAGAC